This is a messenger RNA of Hyla sarda, 1480 nucleotides long. RefSeq names its product TIMELESS interacting protein (gene TIPIN). NCBI's taxonomy places the organism in Eukaryota, Metazoa, Chordata, Amphibia, Anura, Hylidae. The record is from RefSeq and is a predicted model, not a curated record. Bases 157 to 1062 code for a protein of 301 amino acids. The transcript is spliced from 8 exons. Gene Ontology annotation, molecular function: DNA binding. Gene Ontology annotation, cellular component: replication fork protection complex; nucleus. Gene Ontology annotation, biological process: DNA replication checkpoint signaling; replication fork arrest; DNA damage response.
GCGAAUCAGGUGGCCGUUGCUUAGUAACAACCCAGGCUACCGGCUGUAGCUCCUCCCCUUGCAGUGACGUCACUUACCAGGAAGGCGCGCUUUAUUGUAUGUUGCUGCAGAAGCCGGGGAGGUGGCACAGUCAUCACAGUAGAAUUUGUUGCUAAGAUGAUGGAUCCACUGGAAAAUGAUCUUUUCGACCUGCCAGAUUAUGAACACACAGAAGAUGAACGUUUCUCUCCUUUACCACCACCACGUUCUCCUGGGGCAGGAGACAGUGACAACGAGGACUUGGCUAAUGGAGAUGACUGGACUAAAAACAUGGGGCAGACACAACCAGAAGAAGCACCAAAGCCUGUCAGGCGGGCCGUAAAGAGACCACAGCCUAAGCUAGAUGCUCAGCGGCUGACUUCACAACGUGGUUUACCUGCCUUAAGGAAUCUGUUUGAUGGCACAAAAUUCAAAGGCAAGGGGCAUGAGGCCGAGGAUUUGAAGGUUCUCAUCAGGCAGAUGGAGAAUUGGGCGCACAGACUUUUUCCUAAGCUGCAGUUUGAAGACUUUCUUGGUCGACUGGAAACUCUAGGGAAUAAGAAAGAAGUGCAAACUUGCUUAAAAAGAAUACGAAUGGAUCUGCCUAUUGUGCAUGAAGAUUUUAUGGGUGAAGAAGUUGUUAUUCAGAAGGAGGAGGAUGGUCUGGACUUUGGCUCUGAAGAAUUUUCUGCGCUCCCAGAGUCUUCUCCUCCAUCUUGUUCUCAGACGAAGGCAAUUGAACUUAGUGAGGAGACGCUUCAGAGGAUUGAAAGGAACAGGCGCUUGGCUAUGGAGAAGAGAAUGCAGAAAAUGCAGGCCCAAGCCGACAGUCAAGCAUUGGAUUCUACACCAUCUCAGUCCCAGUCUACAGAUCCAGAUGAUAUUCCUGAUUUUGAUGCAGAUUUGUUGGAGGAAGUAGAUAGAGCAGUUGAGCGAAGCAGCCAGCCACAAGAGCCUUCAACUAGUCCUGAAGAAGAAGGUUCUACAGCACAGAGUGAGCUCUUCAAUGAAAGGCUUGAUGACUCCAAUGAGGCUGGAGAUUAAUGGCUAAUUGUAUAGAUUACCUGUUAAAAUAUUAUUCCAUGUUUGUAAUAAAGUGUUCUAUUUUACCAAGAUGAUGUAUUGUGCUGGGACUACAGCAUAAAGUGCUCAAGUGAUCUGUGUUAUAUAUGUUAAUAAACUAUUUUCAAUUGAGGGCUGUGUUCACAUGUUGCCGUUUUGUCACAUUUUCUGACAUUGCAACAAAUCUGCAGUAUUUUGUCACAAUUUAAUAAAAUCUGGGCAAAACUGUGACUAUCGCACCAAAGUCCCACUAGGCUCUACAUCCAUCCUGUUCAGACUACAAGUAUGGUUUAGCCUGUCCGAAACGUAUUUGCCACAGUGUUUCUCUUGCCUCUCAUAGGGCUGGGCGGUAUACUGGUUCAUACCGAAUACUGCCAUUUUUGUGCUGCACGAUAUGAAU